AGCCUGCAGGUUCAGAAGGACUCCUUCUGUUUAAGCUCCCCUGAAUCUACACCUUGCUGUUCUUCCUCUCCUCAUCUGCAGCUGCCACCCCCUGCUCGAGCAACCAUGGCGCAGCUGACUUCAUUCAGUUCUCGUUCAGCAACUGCCCCUUCUAACUUUUCCCAGAUCCGGAUCAGCUCUGUUUCUUCAUCGCGUGGAAUCAGAGGGGGUGGAAGCUUUAAGAAGCCCAGUGGUUUUGGUAGCGCCAGUUUGUAUAACCUGGGCUCCAGCAACAGGAGGAUUACCCCGUCCUACCCUAUCUCACCUUCGUUUGGAUAUGGCAGUGGUAUUCAAGAGGUCACUAUUAAUCAGAAUCUCUUGUCCCCACUCAACCUGGAAAUUGACCCCACCAUCCAAAAGGUCCGCAAGGAGGAGAAGGAGCAGAUCAUGGUCCUCAACAACAAAUUUGCAACCUUCAUUGACAAGGUCCGAUUCCUUGAGCAGCAGAAUAAAAUGUUGGAGACCAAAUGGAGCCUCUUGCAGCAGCAAAGGACCUCUCCUCGGAGCAACAUUGCCCCCCUCUUUGAGUCAUACAUUAACAACCUGCGGAGACAGCUAGACAGCUUGUACAAUGACAAAGGGCGGCUGGAAGGAGAACUGAAGAACAUGCAGGAUCUUGUGGAGGAUUUUAAGAACAAGUAUGAAGAUGAAAUCAACAAGCGCACCACUGCAGAAAAUGAUUUUGUCGUGCUCAAGAAAGAUGUUGAUGCUUCCUACAUGAAUAAGGUGGAGCUGGAAGCCAAAGUGGAUGCGCUGACAGAAGAAAUAAAUUUCCUGAGAGCGCUUUAUGAAGCGGAACUGGCUGAAUUGCAGACCCAGGUCUCUGAUACAUCUGUUAUCCUUCAAAUGGACAACAAUCGAAACCUGGACUUGGACGGCAUCAUUGCUGAGGUCAAAGCUCAGUAUGAGGAGAUUGCUAAUAAGAGCAGGAUGGAGGCAGAAAGCUGGUACCAGAGCAAGUUUGAGGUCUUGCAAGCCACUGCUGGAAAGCAUGGAGAUGACCUGCGGAACACAAAGAAUGAGAUUGCAGAGAUUAACCGUACAAUACAGAGGCUGCAAGCUGAGAUUGAAAAUGUGAAAAACCAGCGUGCCAAGCUUGAAGCUGCCGUUGCUGAAGCAGAGGAACGCGGUACGCUGGCUGUGAAAGAUGCCAGGAUGAAACUAGAGGAACUGGAACUGGCCCUUAACAAAGCUAAGCAAGAGAUGGCCCACCAUCUACGUGAAUAUCACGAGCUGAUGAAUGUCAAGCUGGCUCUGGAUAUUGAGAUUGCUACUUACAGAAAGCUGCUGGAAGGGGAGGAGAGCAGGUUAUCUGGAGAAGGAGCUGGUUCUGUAAGCAUGACUCUGGUCAGCUCCGGUGGUGGUGGUGGUACAUACAGCAGCGGAAGUGGUCUUGGCUUUGGUCUGGGAAGUGGAAUGGGCAGUGGAGGUAUUGGUUUUACCUCUGGAGCUGGCUCGGGCAGCCUGAAAUCGACAUACAGUAUGACAAGCACAUCCAGGAGAAGCAUCAGAAAUUGAAAUAAGCAAAGAAAGAAUCAUCACUGAAUAAAAGAAAUGUCCCUUCCUUUCCUUGCAACAGAGAAGAAAAUAUGGGUUUGGGAAAAGGGGUUGUUUUUCCUAUGCAUCCCAAAAUGGCCACAACAUCUAGCAGUGAUGAUACAAAUCUAUAAAUUCAUGAGUUCCUCCCUACUUACUUUAAACAUCCUUAAUACUCUUCUUGUCCCAGUUCAGACCAAGGAGAACUUCGCUGUCGAUUUGACUGACAGCAGAGUAAACCUUGGUCAGAAGUGUCUAGAAAGUAACCACACGCUCUGGCUUUGAUGUAAAAAUGUGCUGCAUUUUCCUACCUUUUUUAUUGGGAGUGGUGAAGGAGUUAAAGUCAUACUAAUAAAGAGCUACCUU
This is a messenger RNA of Notechis scutatus (mainland tiger snake), 1941 nucleotides long. NCBI's taxonomy places the organism in Eukaryota, Metazoa, Chordata, Lepidosauria, Squamata, Elapidae. The record is from RefSeq and is a predicted model, not a curated record.